Messenger RNA from Synchiropus splendidus (mandarinfish), 2527 nucleotides. RefSeq names its product sperm autoantigenic protein 17 (gene spa17). The coding region runs from base 760 to 1953 and encodes 397 amino acids. The transcript has 3 exons. The record is from RefSeq and is a predicted model, not a curated record. Gene Ontology annotation, molecular function: protein binding. Lineage: Eukaryota; Metazoa; Chordata; Actinopteri; Syngnathiformes; Callionymidae.
AGUCUGACGGUGUUGGUGUGACAGCAGUGAGGAAGAGUUGAGGAGAGACAGGGAAGGAGAGGACAGUUGCAAGCAGUCAAUCCAUACUUACAUUUCUUUUUUAUCUUGUCAGAGGUCAGUUGUUCUUCUUCCCAAAAUAUGUUCAUGACAGUGUUGUUUUAUAAUUGCACCAUUACACAGAGAAAGAUUUUGUAAUUCAUUCAGAUUGAAAAAUGUUGCGCCUGCUUUCUUUUAUAGACUUUGUGGCAUGUUCAUAUUUUUUUCUUUUAUUCUUUCAUUUUAAUUUCUAAAAAUAGUUAUUUUUAAUGUUAAAUAUAAUAUUCACACCUUAAAUUAAAAGAAAAGUCAUGUUGCCACAGAACUGCUAUUUAUUUAUUUUCUUAUCUGACCAGAUGAAUUGCAUUUGUAUCAUGGAGAAUAAAUCUUUAACAAACAACAAUGUGCAGUGCUGUCAAACAUGUCAACAUCCUGAGUCAGAUAUCCAGACAGGUCAAAGAAAAAUAAAUGCAUGUAGAAGUGGCAGACAGAGGAGAGAAGUCGCUAGCUUCAGCCCGUGUCCCAGGUUUAGUAUGAAGUCAUUAAAACAUUGUUUGCCUGCGAAACACCUUGAACUUAUUCUUGUUCUCUCUCUACUUCAGAGAAAUUCCCAAAACCCAGAGUGAAGAAGAAUCCAGUGGGUCAGAGGAGGACACUGAUAGGUCCUCCACUCCACUGAUCAUCUCUGGGGAGGUUGACUCCACCAGAGGAAGAGAGGAAAAAAUGAUUUCAGAAGAAAAGGGAUUUUCGCUGGAAGAAUCCAUCACAAACCUCCCAGGCUCACAUGAACUCUUGGCUGAGCCAAGUGAGAAAGAUAAAGAUCCAACAAGUGUGUUCAAUCAAGUUGACAGGGCCGCUAAUGAAAAAGAUAACGCCUCCUCACCGGCGCAUGAUUUGCUGUCUGAAUUAAAGCAGACGGAGGAUCUGUCUGUCCGUGAUUGUACACGGGGGCCGCAAAGUUCUGAUUUAGAAGUUGAAACAAAUGAAGAAGUAACGAUUGACUCAACCGGACCUGUGGGAGGAAAGAGCACCGCAGAGAAUAUGAUUCCUGACUUUGUUGAUGCGAACAUUUGUGCUUCAGAGCUUGGCCUAACUAGUGGGGAAGAGACGGUGGAACAGCGUGAUAACAGUUGUGUGGAUGAACGAGACUUUGAGGCAAGAAAGCUCCAGUCACCAUCAGGGCAACCUGGUAGCUCAGCUACACCACUGCAAGCUCACAUCCAGGCAGAAAAGAACGAGGCGGAAGACAGAGCUGAGACACGAGCAUCUUCCCAGAAAACAGAUAUUUUUGCACAUGUCGAGGGCGAAAUGCACGGCAGUCAUGUACGAGAGGCAGAAGGAGGUUCGCUUGAAAGCAGCUUUGAUGACCUUCCAGAAGCUCGGCAGGUUGCUCAGUAUGAAGGUGAACCAUCAGAAAUGGAGGCCUCUGAAGUCUCGCUCUCCGUUAGAUCACCGACGCAGAAACAGGAAGAUUCCAGUGAUGGUGGUGAAGUGAUGAACAAUGAUCAGGAUCCUAAUGAACUUGAUGUGGAAAUGGAGACGGAGGACGUGAGUUGGCAUGAGGAGCUGGCAGAUGAAGAGGAAGCCUCCGAUAGAUUGAGGGAAAUUCUCUUGGCCCAAGACUUUGAUACCAAUGAUGAUGAGUCGGGUGAUGAGGAGGAAAGUGAGAGAGCAAGUCAGCAAGGCAGCCAGGGUCUCACGCCCGAGGUCACUGACAAACCAGUGCAGUCUGAGCAGGAGGAAUGCACCCGGCCCCAGGAGGAGGAGGACAUCAUGGACAUCCCUCUGGACGACCCGGAGGCCAACCGGGCGGCGGCCAAGAUCCAGGCGGGGUUCCGUGGUCACAUGACCCGCAAGAAGAUGAAGCCGGAGGACAAGGCCGAAGUGGAGGAGAGGCAGGAGGAUCGGGGGCAGUAAUCUGUGCCAGAGCGCCGGCGCCUCUGUCCUGACCUGGAUGGAAUCAAGGUAGCGAAAGAAAGAUGGCUGGCACGAACUGCCGGGGCUGCUUUACAUGGACACCUCUUCACCCCCGGAGUCCUUUUGUUUCCGAGACACGUUAGCAGUAGAGAGCAAGAGUUUUACGGGAGUGAUGUUUUUUUUUUUUUCUUCCAUGUACGUCUUUAGCUUCUCCAGCUGCCUCAUGAGUAUGGAUGUCUUUGACCCAGAAUUUGCAACUCAGCGCAUGUACUUGUGAAACUUCUGCUUGUGUGCUAGUUUUUAGACGACGAUCUGUGAAUGUGAAAUGAAUCUCCUCUAAUGGCUUAACAGACUUAUUAUGAAUGGAUUCUGUUUUGCUGUGUGACUGCAUCAGUAUUUCACUCUGCAUUACAAGUGGCUGUGAUUCUUUUUUUUUUGUUCCCCGACUGCCUCGUAUCUUUGCAAUGACCGGCUGCUCAUAAUCCUUCAUUUGAAUGCAUAGACAAACGAUUAGGACCGAAGUAUCUCUGGACGUUGUAUUUAUUAAACAUAACAAGUGUGUCAAUGUUCCUCA